CUCCACAUACUAUCCACCCCUUCCUACUCCAAAAGUUUCUUGAUCCAUUGUAAAAGUUUCCCACAAAGGCCUCUCAGUCAUCAAUGUAUGAUUUCAUCAAACAUCAAGUCCCUUGCAAGCAAUACUCAUUCCUCUGAACCAAUAACAUCUAAGAGGCGAUCGGCAAACUACCAGCGCAGCAUCUGGGGUUUCGAUUUUGUGCAAUCCUUAAAUAGUGAUUACAAGGGUGAAGCCUACAAGAGCCAAACAAAGAAAUUGGAAGAUGAAGUAAGGCUUAGGCUUGAUGAUGGAGCUAUGGAGCAGUUAGGUCUGCUGGAGCUGAUUGAUGACAUAGAGAGACUUGGAUUAAGGUACCUCUUUGAAGAGAAUAUCAAAAAAGCCCUGGACACCAUAGUUUGCUUGGAAGAUAUCGAAAAGAGAACAAAGGAGAGUCUCCAUGCUACAGCUCUUCGAUUUAGGCUACUUAGACAACAUGGGUAUGAAAUGAACCAAGGUAUGUUCAAUCACUUGAAAGAUGAGACAGGCAAUUUCAAGGCUAGUUAUUUAAAGGAUGCAAAGGGAAUACUAAGUUUGUAUGAAGCUUCUCACCUAGCUGUAGAAGGUGAAAGCAUCUUAGAGGAGGCCAAGCAUUUCACAAGGAUAGCUCUAAAGGAGAUUAUUAAGGGUAAUAAUAAUAAUAAUAAUAAUAAUAAUAAUAAUAGAGAACCAAAGCUAGCAAAACAAGUGAAUCAUGCCUUGGAACUUCCCCUUCACUGGAGGGUUCCUAGGUUAGAGGCUAGGUGGUAUAUUGACAUCUAUGAGAAACAGGAAAACUCAAUUCCUUCUUUGAUUAAACUAGCCAAGUUAGAUUUCAACAUUGUCCAAGCAAUACAUCAGGAAAAUGUAGCUGAUUUAUCAAGAUGGUGGAAAUAUUUGGGCCUUGGAGACCAUUUGAGUUUCGCUAGAGAUAGUCUGAUCGAAUGCUUUUUAGGGACAUUGGCAAUGAACCCAGAGCCUCAAUUUAGUAAUUUUAGAAUUGAAUUGGGUAAGGUCAUAAUGCUAAUCACGAUGAUCGAUGAUGUUUAUGAUGUCUAUGGUUCCUUGGAAGAACUAGAGCUUUUUACUGAUACUGUCGAGAGAUGGGAUAUUACAGCAAUGGAACAACUUCCAGACUAUAUGAAGAUAUGCUUCUUGGCUCUCUUCAACACUGUUAAUGAAAUGGCCUAUUUUCACCUCAAGCAACAUGGAUUUGACACCAUACCUUCCCUAAAGAAAGUGUGGAUUGAUCUCUGUAAAGCAUACUUAGUAGAGGCAAAGUGGUAUUACAAAGGUCAUAAAACAACACUUGAAGAGUACCUAAACAAUGCAGUUAUAUCAAUAGGAUGCAAUGUCAUACUCAUUCAUUCCUUUUUCUCAUUGCAACAAAAUAUUCGAGAGGAGGCAUUAGAUUACAUAUCAGAAAAUCCGAGUAUCUUACAUUUAUCAUCGAUGAUAGUUCGACUUGCUGAUGAUCUUGGUACUUCAGUGGGUGAAUUAGAGAGGGGUGAUGUAUUAAAAUCAAUCCAGUCUUACAUGCAUCAAACUGGUGCUUCCGAAGGUGCGGCACGGGAACAUAUAAGUCAUAUGAUUGAUGAAACAUGGAAGAAGAUAAACAAGGAGAUACUCGCUAAUAAUUAUUUUCUUCUUCCCCAACCUUUUAUCGAGACCACUGCAAAUCUCGCUCGAAUGUCAGUAUGCACUUAUCAACAUGGAGAUGGCUAUGGUGCUAUAGACGAUGACGGGAAGAAUCGAGUUAAAUCAUUGUUGUUUGAACCUAUUCCAUUGUUGAAGGACACUUAACGACCU
Telopea speciosissima is the source of this 1824-nucleotide messenger RNA. RefSeq names its product alpha-terpineol synthase, chloroplastic-like. The coding region runs from base 88 to 1818 and encodes 576 amino acids. Gene Ontology annotation, molecular function: magnesium ion binding; terpene synthase activity. Gene Ontology annotation, biological process: diterpenoid biosynthetic process. The transcript is spliced from 7 exons. Lineage: Eukaryota; Viridiplantae; Streptophyta; Magnoliopsida; Proteales; Proteaceae. The record is from RefSeq and is a predicted model, not a curated record.